Molecule: messenger RNA, 582 nt
Organism: Pyricularia pennisetigena
Lineage: Eukaryota; Fungi; Ascomycota; Sordariomycetes; Magnaporthales; Pyriculariaceae
Exons: 2
Coding region: 1-582 (193 amino acids)
Molecular function (GO): protein binding
Source: RefSeq, a predicted model, not a curated record
AUGGCGCCCAAACUGAGCGAGGACGAGAUUGACGAUCUCAUCUACUUGGCACGAGCAGGUGAGGCGACGGAGCUUACGGAGCUCCUCUCGACGCUUGCAACCCGGGAAGGCGCCAGCGAUGCCGAGAUACUUUUGCAAGCCAGGGAUGAGGGAAAGUCGACAUGUUUGCACAUGGCGACAGGGAAUGGUCACUUGGAAAUCGUCAAAUACUUUAUCAGUUUGUUCGCAAAACGCCCGGCCACGGAGAGGCAGGAAUACCUGGACGCAGCCAAUGAGUACGGCAACACGGGUUUGCAUUGGGCAUCGCUGGGCGGGCAUCUGGAGGUUAUCAAGGUACUGGUGGACGCGGGGGCAAGCCCGGCGUUGGCCAACGACAAGAACUACGUGCCACUAGACCUAGCAAGUUUCAACGACCACGUGAAAGUGGUUGACUAUUUCCUGGAGCAGGCUAAGAAGCUUGAGACGGUGGAAGUGGGUUCGACGGAAGGGAUGGACGUUGGUGGCGCGGGCGGGAAGGACGGAGAGGAUGAAGAAGAAGAGGAGACUGUUGUGAUGAAGGCUGGGGACGUCGGCCAGUCUUGA